Molecule: messenger RNA, 1586 nt
Organism: Vitis riparia (riverbank grape)
Lineage: Eukaryota; Viridiplantae; Streptophyta; Magnoliopsida; Vitales; Vitaceae
Product: mitochondrial import inner membrane translocase subunit TIM50-like
Exons: 10
Coding region: 80-1165 (361 amino acids)
Molecular function (GO): phosphoprotein phosphatase activity
Source: RefSeq, a predicted model, not a curated record
UUUGACAGAAACCCUUCUCUCCCCACCAGGCGCUGAACCUAAAACCCCUGCAAAACCCUACUAAACAACCCCUCUGAAAAUGCUUCGAAUCUUGCGAUCGCGUCCUCUUACGAACUCCUUCAGUUUCUACGGUCGACCAUUUUCUUCAAACAUCUCCGCAAACCCUCCCAAAGAAGCCAUCAUCUCUUCUUCUUCAUCUUCUUCUUCUUCUUCUGAAUCUCUUAUCAAUGAUCAAGCUCCCUCUGCUCCACCCCCCGAGCCAGCGGCCAAGAAAUCAUCAUCAGCCUUUCUCAAGUUCGCCAUUUUCGGCACUCUGGCUGGAGCUACCGCCGCCGCCGGUUACGCGAGCUACGCAUAUACCUUAGACGAAGUGGAUGAGAAGACAAAGGCUUUUCGGACCUCAGCAAAGUACACCGUAGGAGAUAAUGCAUCUUCUCUUGAUAAAUUUCAAGCUUUGCUUUAUUCUGCUGCUAUGACAGUUCCUGCUAAAGCUAUUGAGCUAUACUUGGAUCUCAGGAGGCCAAUUGAAGAACAAAUUCGGGGGUUUGCUGAACCUUCCUCAGAGAAGCUUCUCCCAGAUUUGCAUCCCCUGGAGCAACAUAUAUUCACUCUUGUUUUGGAUCUGAAUGAGACUUUACUAUACUCUGAUUGGAAGCGUGAAAGAGGUUGGCGAACGUUCAAAAGACCUGGAGUGGAUGCUUUCUUGGAACACCUAGCCCAGUUUUAUGAGAUCGUUGUGUACUCUGACCAGCAGAGUAUGUAUGUUGAUCCUGUUCUUGAAAGGCUUGAUCAGAAAGGAUGUAUACGAUAUAGAUUAUCAAGAACUGCAACUAGAUAUCAAGAUGGAAAACAUUAUAGGGAUCUCUCAAAGCUUAACCGAGAUCCUUCAAAGAUCCUCUAUGUGAGUGGACAUGCAAUAGAAAGCUGUCUUCAGCCUGAGAAUUGUGUCCCAAUUAAGCCCUGGAAGGUUGAAGCAGAUGAUACAGUACUUUUGGACCUUAUCCCAUUUCUUGAAUAUGUUGCUCGUCAUAGACCAGCUGAUAUAAGACCAGUACUGGCCUCUUAUCAAGGACGUGAUAUAGCAACCGAAUUCAUUGCUCGUUCUAAAGACCAUCAGAGGCGGAUGCUAGAACAAAGGCAGCAUGGCCGAUUCUGGCAGCGAUGAAGCUGGAGCAACAAGAAGAGAACAAAGAACUUACCUAAAUGUUCAGAGAAAUGGAAACUAAUUCAUUAUGCUUCACAAAGUACUACAGCCUUUUGCCAUUGUAAGUUAAUUCUAUUUGAGAUUAUAGAGCAACAAACACUUAAUCCAUUUUACAGUUACAGCUUCAUCCCCAAAGCUGGUUUUUGAGUGGGUUCCAGAGUGACCUUCGCCAGGUUUCUGGGUUGGUCUGGUUCCUCAUGAGUCAUAAAUUGGAUAUUAACCUUUGAGUUGUAAUCUUGCUGGGUUCUCUUUUGUAUUUCAUCAUCGUCUUCUUCCUUGUGGCGUUGACAUGAAGCCUAGUCUCUUCUUUUCCUGCUCAACAAAUUGUGAUUAGAUUUAAUUUACAGUAAUAAUGCAGAGAUAAACAGUACUUUUUGUGCUC